Messenger RNA from Xenia sp. Carnegie-2017, 765 nucleotides. RefSeq names its product activated RNA polymerase II transcriptional coactivator p15-like. The coding region runs from base 169 to 552 and encodes 127 amino acids. Gene Ontology annotation, cellular component: transcription regulator complex; nucleus. Gene Ontology annotation, biological process: positive regulation of transcription initiation by RNA polymerase II. The record is from RefSeq and is a predicted model, not a curated record. The transcript has 4 exons. Gene Ontology annotation, molecular function: DNA binding; transcription coactivator activity. Lineage: Eukaryota; Metazoa; Cnidaria; Anthozoa; Malacalcyonacea; Xeniidae.
AAUAUUAUAUAUAUAUAUAUACACAUGAAUAUCAACCGAGAGGUCCUCGGUCGACUUCACCCGAUUCGCACGUGGUAUGUUAUUACACUGCAUUGAGUAAAGACAUAAAGAUUAUUGUUGACAAUUGUUGUAAUCUGUUGUAAUUCUUCCACAAAACAAGAAAACAAAAUGUCUACCAAGAGGAAAGCCGAUGCAGUGGAUGAUAGUGAAAGCAGCGAGGACUCAGAUUCUGAAACUAGAAAGAAACUUAGUAAGCAAGAAGCGAAAAAGAAGUCCAAAGACAAAAAGAAAAACAAGGAUGAAAAAAAUAAAGCUAAGGAUGAAAAAAACAAAGACAAGGAUGGCGAUAACAUUUUCUCGAUUGGUAGUAAAAAGAAUGUCAAUGUGAGAGUGUUCAAGGGAAAAGUUCUUGUUGAUAUACGAGAGUAUUAUGAAGAUGAUGAAGGAAAUACAAAACCAGGGAAAAAAGGAAUAGCACUCCAGUUGGAUCAGUGGGAGGCAUUGAAAGGUCACAUCGAGAAUGUAGAUAAGGCAAUAGAAGAGUUGAAAUAAUUAAAAUUCAGUUUCUAUUGUGACAAAAGAUGUUGAGUCUGCAAUUAACUAGAGCUGGAUUGAUCGAGCAUCAACUUAUUAACUAUGGAUAAAUAUAAUGGUUCUAGACCAUAGAUUGUUUGGAAAUGAUCCAGCAAUGUGUUUUGUUUUGAACACUUCAGUUGAUAUCUCUAUGAAGUCAAUAAAAUUUCUAUUAUUGAGCACCAAAGCUUA